Molecule: messenger RNA, 2928 nt
Organism: Acanthamoeba castellanii str. Neff
Lineage: Eukaryota; Discosea; Longamoebia; Acanthamoebidae
Exons: 7
Molecular function (GO): ubiquitin-protein transferase activity; ATP hydrolysis activity
Source: RefSeq, a predicted model, not a curated record
GAUCUUCUGCCGUGGGUGCGCGAUCUGGACGUGGCGCGCCUGCUCAUCGUGGGCCGGGACGGAGGCCGCAGCGACCGCGUGCCGUCGGUGGACGCCUUCGAGCUGCUUCCGCUGGAAGACUAUGUCGACUGGCGCGAUACCCUGCGCGCCACGCUCCAAGUGGGCGAGGCCGGCGGGCUCAAGCAGAAACUGACUACGACGCCGCUGCCCUACAGCCUGUUCCCCGCCCUCUACCAGGAGGUCGCGGUGAUGCAUGCCGAGGGCAACACGCAAAAUGCGGCGAAGGGCCUCGAGUGGCUGGCCAGGUUCGUCGACCAGCAGUACCCGACCACGCUCGGCACCAACCGGAAGGAGUGGGCCAAGCUGGCCUCGUGCUACGUGUCCGACAACUGGGCGCUCGAGCGCUGGCUCAUCACUCGGGAGACGUCGUACGGGACCAUGGCCACCUUCUCGCUGCUGUCGCACCUAGCCGCUGUAGUGGGCAGACUCGGCGAGCGGGCCUCGCCGCUACACCAACUGCUCUUCGCGCCGCAGUCGCAGUCGGCUUGCUUCCUCCCGUCCAUGCCCGACGACCCACGCCAGCGGAUUGCCCGCGACUACAUGCAAAAGCCCGGAUACGUCUAUCUGGGCACCUGCAAUCACGUCUAUCUUGUGCCGCCCUGCGGUUUGCCCAUGAAUAUCGAGUCGUGCGGCGUCGACGGCUGUGCUGUCCAAGUUGGAGGCACCGGCCACAUCCCGCUUCCGGGCCAUGUGCUUCUCAUGGUGCCUGGCAACCCGCCCAACACGCGCGGCUUCCCGGUCACCGCGCGCGAUGUGACCGAGCUCACCGACCAGACGCCCAAGGCCUACUGCCCGCUCACGCUGCUGGAGAACGCUACCUGGCGCGUCCGCGACUGCGCCUCCGCGACCGCCUUCUGGCUUCUGCGCUUCCUGGUCGACGCCACGCUGCUCUUGAGCACCCUCGCCAACUUUGGCGGCCGGUCCAAGGCCGACGCGCUCGCCCUCGCCGCAGCAGAUAUGGGUAACACCGUGAACGAGUACUACUACGACGAGCGGCUGGGCCAGUCGUGGAAGCAGCUGAGCAGCCUGGUGGCGGCCAACCAGGAGGACGCCCUGCUCCUGGUCCACUGGACCCUCGACGCGUUGGCCUCGACCGCGCCGCUGGCCGGCGACUACUCUCGGCUCGACACGCUGGCCAAGCGCCAGGAGUGGGAGCGCUGGGCACUGGCCGCGACCAGCGGGCUCGCCGACGCGGGACUCGCGGUCGCCAAGCUGCGCGAGCUCAAGGUGCGGCUGCAGCAGGAGGCCACGCCCGAACAGAAGCAGGUGCUCGAGGCCGUGACGGAGACCGUCGACUCCGACCUGGCGCAGGGCCACAACGACGGCGCCUACCGGGCGAACAACCGCCCGGCGCUCUGGCGAAUGCGCACGACCGUGACGGUGGACGACUUCAAGCGGCGCUUCGUCGCCGACGCCCAGGCGCUGGCCGAGUGUCCCAAGAUGGCGCUGCUCGUGACCGAGGAGGAGAAGCUGCGCUGCAUCGCCUCGCUGCCCGACAUCCUGGCCUGGAAGACCGCUGUCGAGCAACACUUCAACAAGCGCAUCGACAAGCAGACGGCCGAGACGCGGACCGUGGGCCAGAUCCUGCAAGAGCUGUCGCCCGAACAGCGCCGGGAGUGGGGCGCACUCUUCCACCGCUUCGCUGCGGGCUGGAACCUGGCGCGCGAGUUCGUCCAGAAGCACCACGGCGAGGACAUCACACUUAUCGAGAUGAACGAACGCGUGCCGCUGGUGUAUUCGCUCAACACGCUGGUGGGCGAAGGGGCGCAGGGUGUGGCCCUGGUCAAGUGGCUGAUCAAGAAGCACAAUGAUGUCGUCGUCCGGAUGCACCGCGUUCUGGCUGAGGCGGCCGACGCCGCCGACGCCGCGCUAGACGCACAAGCAGCGGACGAGGCCUACCGGGCGAAGAUGCGGCGCUUCGGCGAGAUCCCGCUCCAUCUGGUCCGCACGACGCACAUGCUGCAGCCGUUCCCCGCGCACGGGAGCAUCACGCGCGUGCUGCAGCUGUCGGCCCACAGAUCCUACGCCUACGGCAAGGGCCAGCACACGGUCUACGACUACGCGCGCGUCGAGGAGUUCCUCUUCGGCGAGUGCGUCCACGGCCGACCGCUCAUCAAUGCCGACCCCACCCAGCUGCGGAUGGUGAGCUUCCUCAAUGAGGCCGGCGUCAAUGGCCUGCUCAAGCAGAUCGAGGCCGCGGUCAGCCCGCAGCGCGAGCUAUCGGAGGAGGUCCAGCGCCGCAUCAAGCAGGAACUUAACAGCCCUGAGCUCGCCCAGCGGUGCCUGCGCGCGUGCGAGAUGUGUCUCAACUUCCUCCGCACCUCCGGCGGCGACCCGCGCCAGUCGCUGGUCGAGUACGCCCACGAGGUGCUGCUCAUCAACUGCCACGACGAAGCGAGCGGCCUCCACUUCGGCUUCCUAGGCGAUCGCCGCGGCGACGCGGUGUGUUUGGCCCACGUCAACGCCCUCUGGCGGCUGCUGCACAAGCUGGUCUACCCGGACCAGUUCAGUGCCCUGGCGGCCAAGUACCGCGAGAAGCUGCCGGCCAAGUUGCAGCCCAGAUUCAGCCGCUACUGCAUGAGCCUCAAACCUGGAACAAGGGCGCUGCUGGCCGACACGCUCGAGGCCUUCGUGCGGGACAACCUUCUCGAGGAGGAAACGCGCCGUCCCGACGCCGGCGCCAAGGAGGAGUUCAUCGGCAAGCUGCUGACCAACAACGACUGGCGCGCGGCGAUGGACAUGGCGCCGCUCGACCUGCCCGAGCUGCUCGAGUUCACGGACAGCAUGCCCCACUUCCCUAACGACCUCAAGCUCAAGCACUGCUUCGACGCCUUCCGCGUGGCCCGCCAACUCGCCGUCAAGGCCUAA